CAGACGGCGGCACGCACGGCAGUUUCUUGCUCGCUUAGCCCAGACAUCCUUUCAUUUUCCCGUCCCUCAUUGCUUAUUUGCCCAGGUUCCGUCAGAUACGGACACUUUCGUAUGUUUGUAGGGAGCUUGUUGGUGACUUUGGUCAGCGGCCAGCCCGCCCAAGGCGUCGUUCAGGCAUGCAAGAUCGGUCCACCGCACCACCUUGAACCAGCCCUUCAUCUCGUUGGCCCAGUUCACCCUGGGCUCUGCUCCAUGUAUAUUGCCCGUCUUCGUCCUCCCAUCACCUCCAAGGGCAUGUCCCAGUCAUCGAGCUUGAAUUCCGCCAAUCAAGGUCAAGGGCACCUUGUUGCUCAGGGCCAGUCGAGCUCCUCCGACCUGGUACAGUUAUUUACUAUUGUGUAGUGUUCUCCGUGAUGGAGUUCGGAUGGCGAGAUCUCGGUUCCUUGCAGAGGUGGCACUCGGCUCCCGGUUCCCGUCCGACUUUAAAGUUUCUUUUAUAUUCUUCGAGCA
Messenger RNA from Colletotrichum phormii, 510 nucleotides. RefSeq lists its product as uncharacterized. The record is from RefSeq and is a predicted model, not a curated record. The transcript has a single exon. NCBI's taxonomy places the organism in Eukaryota, Fungi, Ascomycota, Sordariomycetes, Glomerellales, Glomerellaceae. Bases 112 to 402 code for a protein of 96 amino acids.